AUGCGGGCGCUGCCACUGCUUUGCUUGGGGCCCACCCCACGGCCAGCCCCUGGCUGCUGGCGACAUUGUCUGCAAGUGCCACACAUUGCAGCAAACUACCAGCGCUUCGUGGCAAGAGCUGCAGCUACAGGUGCUGUCGGAGACCUUUGCGCCCAUCCAACAGCCCAUUCUGCUUCUCACGCGCGUAAUUGUGUCGCUGCAGAGACCUCGGGGGAGUGGGUGCGCCUGUCGUCGACAGAUGACCCAACAGCGGCAGGCGGCGCCGCCGCCGGCGAGCCGCUCCAGCUAGACGACGCGACGCUCGUGGCAAGCAGCGAGCUGCAAGAGCUGGCGCGGCAGCAACUCCAGCUGCUGGCCGUCUCGCUGCAGCUCAGCCUGCAGGCCGUGCUUUCCUCCAGCAUCAGCAUCGACGACUCCAGCAUCGACGAGGAGGCGCUGCGGCAGCAGCUGCUGGCAGACAGCACGUGCCUGCGGUCGACAGUCUACUGCCGCGCCCCCGCCAGCCUGCAGACGGGCCAGCUGCAGCUGCAGCUGGUGGCAGCCUUGGGCGGCGGCAGCCAGGACCUGCAGCAGCAGCAGCAGCAGCAGCAGCAGCGCUUCCUCUUCCUGGGACACCAGGGCGUGCCGGGAAGCAGCCUGGCGGAGCAGGAGCAGUGGAUCCUGGAGCAGCCCGUUAUUGUACUGCCCGACUCAGGGGGACUCGUACUGCCGCUGUCCCACAACGGCUUCCUGGUCGGCCUGCUCGUCGUGGAGCGGUGCCUAGAGGAGGAGGAGGAGCAGCAGCAGCAGCCUGCCGCAGCUGCAGGCGGGGCUGCGGCUGGCGCCGGCAUGCCGCCGCCCACCACCUGCCUGCUGCUGCGGUCGGCGGAGCUGCAGCUUCUCAAGCAGACGGCGGCGGUGCUGGCGCUGGCGUGCGCGAUGGACCUGCGGGCGGCGAUGGAGCGUGUGGGCGCAGCCUACCGCCAGCGCCAGGCCUCCGCGCUGGUCCAAGCGGCCAAGAAGCCGCUGAGCGUGAUGCGCACGCUGGGAACCAUGCUGCUGCCGCGGCUGCAGCCGGGGGAGCCGGACCGAGACUUUGCGCAGGCGCUGUUCUGCACAAGCAUUCUGGAGCAGGGCAGCCGCCUGCAGGAGGUGGUGUCUCAGCUGCAGGCAGCCCUACACCCCUCGGCGGCGGCGGCGAUCAUGCCCCCGGCGCUGCUGCAAGCAGGCACCAUGAACGGCAAGCGGCAGCGGAAGGCGCUGCCGCGCGGCAGCGGCGGUCGCGGCAGCCUGAGCGGCGUCAGCGGCGGUGGCGGCAGCAGCCUGGGCCAGUGGCAGCUGGCGGAGCCUGCCCAGGGGCGGCCCGCGCUGCCCAGCAGCAGCAUAGGCGGCGACUACCAGCGGGGGUCCACUAUCGAUCUGAGUGUGGAUGAGCCAUCCGCCACAGCAUCGCCCUCGGUCCCACGGUCGUCAAACGACAGCAGUAGCAGCAGCAGCAGCGGCGGCGGCAGCAGCAGCAGCAGCAACAGCAGCAGCCAGAGCAGCGCCGCUGGGGCCGCCAGCAGCAGCCGCAACGGCAGCAACGGCAGCAGCGGGCGCGACGGCGGCGGCAUGGCGGGCAGCGCCAGCAGGGCCUCUGCCGACCUUCUCAACGUGCUGAUGCCGCUGCUGGCCUCUGCCAGCAACUUUGCGGCAGUCAGCGGCGUCAGCUUUGUGAUGGCGGAGCACGGCAGCGGCGCGGCGGCGGCGCGAGCCGGCCCACGCGCCGGCGCCGGCCCCAGCCCGGACCCCCAGCAGCAGCUGGUGCUGCCGGCGGCUGAGGUGGCAGUAGGCCCUGGCAGCCUCAAGCGCAUGCUGAGCCAGCUAGUGGACGGCGUGCUUGCCUGCGCCACACGCGGCGACCUGGUGCAGGCAUGCGUGCAGCUGCAGCCUUGGGAGGGGCGGCCCGGCGUGGCCAUCACGCUCUGCUGCUGCUACGGACUGGCGCACGGCGGCGGCGCCGCGGGGGCCAGCCAGGGCGGCGGCGGCAGCGCGGCGGUGGCCAGCCUGUCGCGCCCUCCUAUGCAGCCCGAGUUUGCGUUCCUGCAGAGCACCGCCAGCGAGGCGGGCGGCUUCUUCGAGGUCCACUCCGACGCCACCCCAGACGUGCAGCACCUGAACAGCAGCGCCCUCAUGGCCUGCCUCUGGCUGCCCACCGUCAGCUGCGACGCUGGCUGGAACUGA
Molecule: messenger RNA, 2202 nt
Organism: Chlorella variabilis
Lineage: Eukaryota; Viridiplantae; Chlorophyta; Trebouxiophyceae; Chlorellales; Chlorellaceae
Exons: 4
Coding region: 1-2202 (733 amino acids)
Source: RefSeq, a predicted model, not a curated record